Symbiodinium sp. CCMP2456 is the source of this 2247-nucleotide messenger RNA. The record is from the annotation of a GenBank genome assembly. Lineage: Eukaryota; Dinophyceae; Suessiales; Symbiodiniaceae.
AUGACCGUGGGCCGCGCCUUGCCGGAUUUCCCCUUGCCCACGAGCCUCACCGUGGUGGACCACACGGUCAAAAACACUGAUGUGGCGACCUGCUCCGUGCCCUACAUCCUCCCAGCUGCGCCGCAAGCCGCCUUCGACAAUGUGGCACGCUUUGUGGAUUCAGAGCUCGCCGCGAUCAUCGAGAUGUUCAGGGAGGAGAUGGGUCAGGCUACCAGCAUCUGCGGCACGAAACCGCCAAUGGAGCAGCAUCUACACUUGAGGUACUCAGCGGCACCCGCGACGUGCCGCAUUGAGGCUUCAGGGGAAGCAAUGGCAAAGAUGCAUCUGAUGCCGCUGCCGGUGCGGUUCCCGCCGGAAGACUCCCGAUCGAUGUGGAGCAAGUUCAUGUUGCUGGCUCAGGCUCGAAGGCCUGGCAACCAGGAACGUGUUGCAAACGUGGGCUUGGUCUUCUGCGAAACCAUGACUCAGAGGGAUGGCUUGGUCUUGCGUGCUCGGGUGGAGGUUCUUGAGCAGCUUCGAGCUUCGAUGCUGCAGCCGGGGACUUUCACCUACUUCCGAAAGCUGCGAAACUUCAGCUUCAUGGUGACCAGUCCGGCGGCCUCACUCCAGAAGCUGCGGUCUGCGCAGCCCACGCCGCUGUGUCGUGCCCUGUUUUUGGGCGAUGUGCCUCAGGCUUCGCAGAACAAGGCUGAGCUCUUCGAGCGCUUGGACACGUGGGUGAUAGCAAACCCAGAUGCACAGAAGAUGUUCAAUCCGCAGCAGUGCCGCGCCCUUGCGCUCGAAGCUCUCACAGAAGCAGGGCCAGUGGUGGUGCAAGGUCCUCCAGGCACCGGCAAGUCACAUUUGAUCGCCUGCGGGUUGCUACCACAGAUCAUUAGGCGUGGUGGCCGCAUCCUGGUCUUGUGCAACAGCAACGUUGCAGUGGACUCCAUUGGGGAAAGGGUGUUGAGCAACCCGGCAUCCGCUCCUGGAAGCCACUAUGCCUCUGCCAAGUUUCGUUGCCUGCGCGUUGGCUUCGAGAAGAAAGUGUCACAGAAAGUGCUGCUGGCCAAGUGGUUCCGCAAAGAGAAUGGCUUUCACGAUGAGCUUAGAAGUGGCCAGAAGUCAGUUGUGUUUACAACGCUUCACAAUGCUAGUGUGAAGCAUGAGGAGUUUCAGGCAGAAAACUUUGAUGUUCUCAUCCUUGACGAAGCAGGACAGGUUGAGGACAUGAAGCUGUUUAUCCUGGUGCAGAAACUACCUAGCCUAAAGAAGGUGAUCCUCGUCGGCGAUCACAAGCAGCUGCAACCUUAUGUGAGCGACGGUGUGCGCGAGCAGGGGUAUGGCAGAAGCACAAUGGAGCGGCUGAUUUCGUGUGAGCUCACGCCAGCGCCCGGGAAAGAUAGCUCUGCUCUCGGCCACCCUGUUGAUUACAUCAUGCUGGAAGAGCAGCACCGCAUGCCCCCGACAGUGCGCAACAUUGUCAGCCAGCUCUUCUAUGGCAGCAAGUUGCGGGACGGACCGAACAUCUUGAUGAAAUACUGCCAGCCUGGCAAAACUGCGAAGCCUACGGUCGUUGCAUUCGACCUGUCUUUUGGUGCAACGGAGUUCAAUCCGUUCCAGCGUUCCUUGGAGAAUAGCGAUGAGGCUGCCAUCACGAAGAUGAUUUACGACCGUCUUUUGAAGGCCCCGGGAACUGCUUACACGACACGUGACAUCUGCGUGCUGUCGCCAUACAACCGGCACAAGAACCGCCUGCGAACAGUGAUCGCGGGUAUUCCGGAGGCUGAUUGGGCAAAGUGGGAGAACCUGGAUACGGAUGUUGCCAUGGACUCCAGCAUGGAUUCAAAAACAGCUGCAGUUCGCAACAUUGACACGGUUGACAAGUUCCAAGGCUCGGAACGUGAAGUUGUCAUCAUCAACACCGUCACUGGUGGCUCCACGCGAGCAAGCGCCGGCACGGGUCAGGAAACCAGCAAGCGAGCCAACGACCCACACUUUAUCAAUGUGGCCAUCAGCCGAUGCAAGGGCAUGUUGGUGCUGAUUGGCAAACUUUCGCAACUUGGUGGCAGCUGGCAAGUUAUCAUGGAGAAUCUGCAGCAGCAGGUGCAGGCACGGAGCAGGGAGGCGGACAUCCUCGUGAUUCCUUGUGGAUCGGUGGAAGAUGCGAGGAACGGAGUGGAGGCAUUUUUCGCUUCCAUGGCCACCACCAGAGAGGGUGGAUCUCUGGAAGGACCAGAUGCAAAGAGACUUCGUGCCACCAUGUAG